CACACCCAGCACCACUCACUCAGUUCAGCUGGGGGUUAUAAGUUGACCACUAGUUAUCAAUCCACUACAGUAUUGUUUGAAAAAGUCCUUUACCCUUCUCCCUUUCCCACACUGUCUCUACCUGCAGCUUGGCACUCAGCUGCGAUCCUGUCUCUUGAUGUCUACCCGCAUAGUCACAUAACUGUGUGCAGAUAAAUGGCUUUGAAGUUUUUUUCCUUACAUUUCUAUUCCAUUUUCAUAAAAAUUUUUUGUUGAUAAUGAAGUAAGAAACUUAUAUAGGAAAUAAUGUUUAUUUCUUCCAAACUAUUUGGAGGUAAAUUAACAGUUGAAAAAAUCCAUUUAAACAAAUACUCCUCACUGAAUAUUUCUCUGGCAAUAUUUCUCCUGUUCAUCCUUGUCUGAGUUCAGGGGUAUGUAAGAAAUGCAAGCUACAUGCACAGUUUGUUUCUGCCCCACAUAAUUGUUUUUACGAUCAAGAAGAACAAAACUCUUGAAAGUCUUCCAGAGAAAGGUCACCUGAAAAACCUUCUCCGUGAUCUUCCAAUGGCCUCUGGCCAUGGCCCCCUCUUCUCUCCCUUCUCGUCAGUCUUGCCUUGUCUUUCCGUCUCUUUUACUUAUCAUUCUUUCCCUUUUUCCUCUUUCCAAUUCUGCUGACUCAUGAUUGUCACUGAUUUUGAUUGUCACAUAUUCUUUUAUGAGAGGAGUCACACUGGCCUAGGAUGUUACACAUCCAACUGCUGCUGAGCACUGAUUUGGGGGCAGUGGCACUGCGGCAUAAUGAGCUCUGUAGCCACAUGACCCAUCUAGCAAGUGAAUGUAGCACUCACUUGCUCUGUGACCAUAGUAAAUUACUCAACCUCGCUCACUUCAAGUUCUUCAAUAAAAUAAUAAGAUCUGCCCCUUUUGGCUGUUGUGAGGAAAUAAUGACAGGAGGGAUUGUCACACACCUUAGCACAACCUCUCAAUAAAUGGAGGCUCUCAUUACUAUAGUGUGGCAACAAUAGCUUUGAGGCUGGCAUGGGAGAGACAGGGAGAGUCUCAGUGAAUCUUGAAAGACGAGUUGACUUCUGGAAGGGUACUUCUUGAGUUUGUAAAAGUUUUUGUGAGAAAGUGGGAAAAGAAAAGACCAAAUAAAAAGUGAUCCAGACAAUCCACUGGGUAAAACAUUUUAAAUUAGAUAUGAAAGAUCAAAGGGGUAAGUACAAAAACGAUAAUUUACAGGACAAGAUCAAAAUGCUGAGACACAAGAUGGGGAAAGGUGGACUUCAACCCAAUAUGGCAGCCUGGAUACAAUUAGUUAAAUAAAUACUAUUUAUUUAUAAAACCAAUAAGAUAGUGGGAGGUAUGAAAGGCAAAGGGCAGGAAGUGGCCUUUCCCAGCACUAAUCCGACCCGAACUGUGGCUACUUUAUGUCUCCUUGAAGGAGGAUGUGGGGAACUGGCAGAGCUCCAGAGAAGAGCAAGAAUAUAAUUAAGACUUGGAGAAUAAAGUCUGUGAGGGAAGUAAAAAAAAAAAAAACAAAAAACUAUAGGAUUCUUUAUCUGAUAGGAUAAAGGUCCAACUCAUUUGAAGGGUCAUUAUAAGAAAGACAUUGGUAGUUUCUAUCUCCACAAAUAGUAAGACAAGAGGAAAGAAGCUGACAUCACAGUGGAGAAGAUUUGCGGCUGUGAGAAUCCUUAACAAGGAGGCUGGAAGGCUCAUGCUGACAACUGCAAAAGGAAAAGUGUUAAUGUAAAACUAUAACAUGUCCACGCAUUCACAGCAGCCUGCCGAGGGAAGAGGAAUGUGGUAUUCAAUUACCAGCUUUUAUAAUAUUUUGAAAACAAGCCUCUUGUUUACUAUUUGUUUGAAAUAAUUGAGUUAUUUACUAAUUAAAUCUAGGUAUUAACAAAAGGUUACUUUGAAGGUGUAAUGCAAAUCAGAUGGGUUUGGGUCUCUUUCAGACAAAGCUUUGCCCCAUUCCAGUGGCUUGGGCCCGUGGUGGGGAACUCAUGACAUGUGUUGUUUGUUUUUCUUUUAAGACAAAAGAUGUUAAUGUAUGAGUUGUUUUUCCUAAACUGAAACCUCACUGUUUAGGCUUAAUUGCAGUGUUGGCACUUUGGAAUAAAUAAGUGGGCUUUGCAUUGUAGUUUGGGCCCUCGUCUCUAAAAGGCUCACCAUCAGUGGUUUGGGCCAGUCAUCACAUGGGGCCACAUUUAUUCACCACAGCUGAGGAGCAACUGCAUUUGGCUGUGACUUUUAGAAGAAUCUGUUAAAUCGCAAUGCUGCUGAUAUCCAUUCUGUUGCACAGCAAGGCUGUGAUGGUCGGAACGCGCGGGACUGUCUGUCUUUCACUCUGGCUGUGGGGAGGGAAGGUGGAGUGCCACAGGGAUUUUGAGGAGUUUCGCCUCAGGCUCUGGUGAUGUCCAAGUCAGGAGGGGAGGGCAUCUGCAUCUGUGAACAUGGGGUCCGCCAGUGCUUCCUGCUGUGCUUCCCAUCUCCGUGCUGACUUCAGUUUGGCUGCUUUCUCUGCUGCUAAGCAAGGGCAUGUGUGAAAACAAGAUUUUGGUGAAGCAGUCGCCCAUGCUUGUGGUGUACGACAAGGAGGUCAACCUUAGCUGCAAGUACACUUACAAUCUCUUCUCAAAGGAGUUCCGUGCAUCCCUGUACAAGGGCGUGGAUAGUGCUGUGGAAGUCUGCGUUGUGAAUGGGAAUUUCUCUCAUCCACUUCAGUUUCACUCUAAUACAGGGUUCGACUGUGAUGGGAGUUUGGACAAUGAAACAGUGACUUUCUACCUCCGGAAUCUGUUUGUUAACCAAACAGAUAUUUACUUCUGCAAAAUUGAGGUCAUGUAUCCUCCUCCUUACCUAGAUGAGAAGAGCAAUGGAACCAUUAUCCAUGUGAUAGAAAGGCACCAUCCACAUCGCUGUGUUUUCCUGUGGCCUGAGUCUAAGCCCUUUUGGGCAAUGAUAGUGGUUGGAGGUGUCCUGGCUUUCUAUAGUGUGGUAGUAACAGUGGCCUUUUCUUUAUACUGGAUGAAGAGCAAGAAGACCAGGCUCCUUCAGAGUGACUACAUGAACAUGACCCCCCGGCGGCUCGGGCCCACCCGCAGGCACUACUACCAGCCCUACGCCCCAGCGCGGGACUUCGCAGCCUACCGCUCCUGACACAGAGGCCUAUCCAGAAGCCAGCCAGCCGGCGCACCUCCAUCUGCUCUACACCACUGCUCUGGAUAGGAAAGGACGGCCUCCUCGGUAGCCGGCCACCGUGGGCCCUUUUUGGGCACUAACGCCAAUUCUCCUUGAGCACCUAGUCCACAUAGCAAUGAUCAUCUUGAGACUCUGAUGUGAAGUUAGAAAUUUCCUGUGGCAGGCUAAAUUUUGCAGUGCCGAAAUGUAAAUUCCCAAAUUCACAUUUAUCCUAUAUUUAUUGACUUGAUUGAGAUGUUAGCGUAGAAAACAAAAAAUGAGCGGAUUCUGUGGGCCUUCUAAUCUGCUUCCAGACUGCUGACUGAGCCCCGCCCCUUUCCCUCACUCAGGCCUCUCAGUCAGGCAGAGUUGAUACCUAAGGGUACUUGCACAGAAAUCACUCUUUUGUUAAAUGGUUGUUUGCAGGGGGGAUCGAUUCGAAUGAGGAGAGGGUAGAGAUACUUAAAUAUUUUAAAACCAUUAAAACACUGUUUCCUAUGUAUGCAAUGAGCCACUUCUUUCCUAUUUAAUACUGUCCUUUUUUUUUGUCAGCUUAGGGAGAUGUAGAUAUUGUCUUUGAAGAAUUCUGACCAUAUUUAAUAAUUUUGACCAAUGGAAUUCCCUCAAAGCAAUGCUAGGCAAAUCGGCUUGCUUGCUUUACUCCUUCUGAUGGGAAUUCAGUGUUAAUGUUCACAACAUGAUUUCAAAAGGAUGAAAUACUCCUCCUCCACACACCAUGAAGAAUGUGUCAGGAAAUAAGGUUACUUUAUACUAAAAAUAGUUGAAGGCUAUGAAGGGUUAUUUGUUUAAGAGCUCAUUCCAGUCAAACUGCAUCUGUUUCAGCUUUGCAGGGCUGGUCUCUUUAUUGUCUGUGUGGAGAUGUGAGGUGGGGAGGCUGACAGAGCAUCCACAGGAGAUAGAAACAGUGAUGCUCUGGAAAGGGGAUGUUAUCAUUUACUCAUUCAUGAGUUCCAAGAAAUUUCUCCUGAAGGAAGGAGAAUGGAAGAGAGUGAGGCAGUUUUUACCAUGUGCUAAGCAGUGGCUGGUGUUGGGUGGAAGUUUUCCAGAAGGCACCAGAAGAAGGAUCUCUGGAGAGAACUCCUUCACAGGGACUUCAGGUACUCUGGGGUUCAGAGUUACAGAACUCUGUGAGCUCAGCUGCUUUGUGUGCUCUUGAGGUCCAUUGAUCUGGAAAAGUGUUUUGGAGACAAUUUAAAGUUCUCAAGAGGUUCUUCAAGGCCCAACUCUGGAAUGACCAUAGAUAUUUCCCUGCCUUCAAUUUGGGUCAGUGGAAUAUGCCUGGGGACCUUGGAAAAUGGCUCUUCUGUCAUCUUUAUGAGCUGUUCAGUGCUUUGGUUUAUCCAGGUGUUGGAGAAGCCUGGUUUUUAGGGGUAGAUAAACCUGGUUCAAAUCUCAUUACUAGUUGAAUGGCCUCAGGCAAGUCACUGCUAAUGCAAGAUUAGUUUUUCAACUCUAAAAUGGAAAGUAUGAUCACAAAUGUCUGUUCCUACACUAUAAUCUCCAUGAGGGUAUGACUAUGUCUGUCUUUUCAUUACUUGUCCCUGGCAUUUAGUACCAUGCCAAACACAAAAUGCUAGCUCUCUCUCUAUCUAUAUAUCUAUAUAUAUAUGCACAUUAUGUAUAAAAGUCAAACUGGGCAAUGACCUAAGAAGGGAAGGAAAUAUUAACAUAAAUCUAAAUUAAAAUUUAUGAGGAGCUAACUUCCAUCAGUCUCCUGUUUCUUAGACUAUUUUAUCUUGUGAUAAAACAGGGCAUUUCUCCUCCACUUUUUUGUAUAUAAGAAGGUUUUAACAUUUUUUUUUUUUUAAAUGUGGGGGAGUAGGAGACAGGGAGAAAUCUUUUGGUUCCAGACAAGAAAUAUUGUACUCUGGCUGAUUUUUAAAUUGACUUCCUUCCACACAUUUAAUUAAUUCAAAGAAGGUCAAACUCAGAUACUGGGGUGAUGAAGGACUGUGGAGUACGGACUUGCAUUUGUACCAGUGGCAGCCUCUCGGUACACAGAGUUCUUCAAUCUGAGUCAUCAAACUGUGCUUGAAAAUGACAGAGCUGGAGAAGUUUUAGAAGGGGCUGUGACAAAUAAAUAAUAUUUUUAAAUGGAAAGAUUUGAUCUUUGGUAAUACACGGUUUUGUUUUUCUAACUGGAAAAGUAGGUUUGCCAAAGAUGAAUCACACUUGAGAUUUUCUUACUCGCAACAGAACUGAAGUAGAAAUGUUAUAGGGAAGUCCAUUUUCACUUUUAGUGUGAACCAAGAACUGAUGUAAAAAUGGUGGUUGGAGUAAUACUUUUACAUUUCCAGGUAUGCUAAUUAUAAAGAAAACAAUGUCAUUUGCUGCUAUUAUUGUAAGAAUCUCAUAAUUAAUGGUAUUCCUGGAAUUGUGAACUCACCUAUUUGGGGCUGAGCAUGCCAAUUUAAAGAGACCAAAUGUACUUUACAUUCUAUGUCUUGAAUGAUAAAAUUAUUAGACUAUUA
This is a messenger RNA of Chinchilla lanigera (long-tailed chinchilla), 5660 nucleotides long. It is a transcript of the gene Cd28, whose product is annotated as CD28 molecule. The transcript has 4 exons. NCBI's taxonomy places the organism in Eukaryota, Metazoa, Chordata, Mammalia, Rodentia, Chinchillidae. Gene Ontology annotation, cellular component: membrane; external side of plasma membrane. The record is from RefSeq and is a predicted model, not a curated record. Bases 2527 to 3147 code for a protein of 206 amino acids. Gene Ontology annotation, biological process: T cell receptor signaling pathway; T cell activation; T cell costimulation.